AUGUUGGGUGACAUUGGUGUCCCUGCGCUGGGUGACACUGGGACCAGUUCACACCGGUGCUCCCAGUCCCGCCCCUUCUCCAGGUUCUGGGGCCAGAAUGGGUCAGAGCACCGGGACUUGGAGCACGGGACUGGGGGCAUCCCGAGGUCACCCAGACAGCGACCACCCGGGGGAGGAGGCAAAGCCGCGGUCGUUUCCCCGUGUGAACGUGAUGGACGCAGAGGGGGGGGCCCUCCAGCCCGGACCCCCCCCGGGACCCUGAGAGCACCGCCACAGCCCAUCCCGGCAGCGAGGGCACCGGGUCGCCCCGCAAAGCGACGUCGGAAAGCAGCAGCAGCGCAGCCCAGGAGCGGAGCUUUGGGGCACCCGCGGGCUUUGGGGCCGUUGGAGGAGCUGCUGGGGUUGCGGGGCGGCCGCCUGCGCCCCACCAUCUGCGGGGAGUGCGGGAAGGGCUUCAGCCGCAGCUCGGACCUGGUGCGGCACCGCAUCACCCACACCGGGGAGAAGCCCUACACGUGCGGGGCCUGCGGGAAGGGCUUCAGCCAGAACUCCAACCUGGUCACCCACCAGCGCAUCCACACCGGAGAGAAACCCUACAGCUGUGGGGCCUGCGGGAAGCGCUUCAGCGAGAGCUCGGCGCUCAUCCAGCACCAGCGGACCCACACCGGGGAAAAGCCCUAUUGCUGCGGGGAGUGCGGGAAGCGCUUCAGCGUCAGCUCCAACCUCAUCCGGCACCGGCGAACCCACAGCGACGAGAAGCCCUACAUCUGCGUGGAGUGCGGGGAGGGCUUCCGCCACAAAUCCCAGCUGCGCCGGCACCAGAAGCUGCACUCGGCAGCCACUGACGUCCCCAGAGAAGAGACCCUCCCGGCUGUCCCCAUGGAGCAGGAUGAGCCCUGCGUGGUGGAACUCCACGACCCGGAGGAGGCGGGCAUGGUGCGGAGGGUCUGCAUCGGUGAGGAGGGGGCAGGAAGAGGGGGGCAGCGGGGGGCCGUGGCGCCGGGGGCUCCGCCAUGGGGGGCUACGGCGAGGAGGAGCAGGAGGGCGGCGGGGGGCGGCUGCGGGGGGGGCCGCCAGCGCCCUUUUAUCUGCAACGAGUGCGGGAAGAGCUUCAGCCACUGGUCCAAACUGCUGAGGCACCAGCGGACUCACACCGGAGAGCGGCCGAGCACGUGUGGGGAGUGCGGGAAGAGCUUCAGCCAGAACUCACACCUGGUGCAGCACCGCCGCACGCACACCGGGGAGAAGCCGUACCGCUGCGGGGACUGCGGGAAGAGCUUCAGCUGGAGCUCCAACCUCAUCCAGCACCAACGCAUCCACACCGGGGAGAAGCCCUACAGCUGCGGGCAGUGCGGGAAGAGCUUCACGCAGAGCAAAAACCUCAUCAAGCACCAGCGCACCCAUUCGGGGGCCCGGCCCCAUCGCUGCGGGCAGUGCGGCCGCGGCUUCGCGCAGAGCACCAACCUGCUGAAGCACCAGCGGGUGCACGCGGCCUGCAGCCAGCCUCCGGCCUGCCCCGAGUGCGGGCUGAGCUGCUGCGACGGGGCCGAGCUGGAGCUGCACCGGGCGCAGGCGCACGGCCACGAGCCUUACAUCUGCGUGGAGUGCGGGGACAGCUUCGCCAAAAGCGCCACGCUCAAACGCCACAAGCGCGUCCACAAACCCGUCUUCGUGCACUGAGCUGGGGUUGGGGGGACGCCCUGCCCGAGGAUGGAGCGGCUCAGGAUGCGAGGCCCGGAGCACCGGCCCUCGGUGAACGUGUAGGGUUGGACCCUGUAGAUGUACAUAGCGUGGGGUGGGGGCCGUAGGGUAGAAGCAAAGCGAGGGGCUGGGAUGUGGGGCGCGGCGGGACGGCUGUAGAAUAAAGCACUUCUGUCUGGGGGACGCAGAUGAGUUGUGUUGGGACAGGGGGGCUCUGCUGUGACCUCACCCCAUCGCACAGGGGAGGUGCAGGGGCUGGGAGC
Lagopus muta (rock ptarmigan) is the source of this 1964-nucleotide messenger RNA. RefSeq names its product zinc finger protein 436-like. Gene Ontology annotation, molecular function: RNA polymerase II transcription regulatory region sequence-specific DNA binding; DNA-binding transcription factor activity, RNA polymerase II-specific. Lineage: Eukaryota; Metazoa; Chordata; Aves; Galliformes; Phasianidae. Gene Ontology annotation, cellular component: nucleus. The record is from RefSeq and is a predicted model, not a curated record. Gene Ontology annotation, biological process: regulation of transcription by RNA polymerase II.